This is a messenger RNA of Meloidogyne enterolobii, 646 nucleotides long. The record is from the annotation of a GenBank genome assembly. NCBI's taxonomy places the organism in Eukaryota, Metazoa, Nematoda, Chromadorea, Rhabditida, Meloidogynidae.
AUGUUCUACCGCGUCAGUUCUGUGUACGGCUUCGUCGACCCCAAUGGCAAGAAGCCGAUCGAUGUGCAUCGUCUCCCUGGAGGAUCUCCUGGCGCAGAUCGAUUCGUCGUCCAAUGGGCAGAGGUGCCUGCUGAUGAGCUUGAUCCGAAGGCGCCAUUCCUUGCUCAAGCACAGUCCGGAGAGGUGGUCUUCAAUGUCUCGGCCGCUUCUGGUGCCGCCAAUUCUGCCGCCGCCAAUUCUGCUGCUGCUCCUCCUGCCGCCGAGGAGAAGAAGGAGUGAAGCACCGGAAGAGAUCGCGAGAUGACUGUCAAGAAGGAGCAGGCAACAACAAAAUUGAAGCGGAUGAGCAUAGGAUGAUUAAUAAUUCCCAUUGUAUUUUUCUAACCCCAAUCCAUAGUGUAUUGUAUAUUUCGCCUGUUGAUUAUUAUGUCCUUCAAGAUGUAUGUAUAUAUUUGUUGUAUUCUUGAUAUAAAAUAUUUGUGUAAUGCGUGUUUUCAUUUUUGAUUUAGGAAUUUAAUUCUGAUCUUGACCAAAUUAAAUAAUAUCGCCUUUGAUCCCUCCAAAUCCACCUUAAUUCCACCAGAUCCACGAUAUUUCUCCAAUCCAACUUUGUGUUGAUUAUAAGUAUCGGUAUUCAGGGUCAAUG